Varanus komodoensis (Komodo dragon) is the source of this 1053-nucleotide messenger RNA. RefSeq names its product centrosomal protein of 290 kDa-like. Lineage: Eukaryota; Metazoa; Chordata; Lepidosauria; Squamata; Varanidae. The coding region runs from base 186 to 968 and encodes 260 amino acids. The transcript has 7 exons. The record is from RefSeq and is a predicted model, not a curated record.
AGGUUCUUUUCCCGUGGUUAACGGGCCUGCUGGCUUAAGCCGUUGAAGCCGAAGGCCGCAGGAACGGGCCGCCCGUGGGUCGCCGCUCAGACUCCACGCGCUCCGCCCCGUUGCUUGUGUCGUCGUGCGAGGGGGUGGGACCGCUUAAACCUGUCCGCGGAUACUCGGUGUGGCAGGAGGAGUGGAUGGCGCUGCCCUCCGUUCACAGGUGCCUCCAACUCAGUCAAGAAAAUCAGCUGCUGCUUAAAAAGCUGAGGCAUACACGACUAAAAAACAAGCAGUUGGAAUAUGACUUGGCACAGUUACAGAAAGAACUGCAUGUACAACAGACGUUAAUACCAGCCUUUGUCACAAAGAGAGAUGUGCCAGUUCAAACAGAAAACCACUUAUACCAUAGAGGUGAUGGGAUUUACCUCAAGGAAAAUGCAAUAGUAAAGGAAAAUGCUAGAGUACGCCAGAUGUAUAGUAAUCUGCAGAAAAAGUAUAAUAAAGAAUUAAAAGCAAACCAAGGACAAAGUGAAACGAUCGCAACACUUUCUGUUAAAAUUAAUGAUUUGGAACAGCGACUUCAGUUAGCAAACCAAAAGAUAAAGGAGUUAGAAAGCAAAAAGGUGUCAAAAAAGGACAAAAAGGUUGCGCCAGAGGAAAAAAUAUUACCUCACAAAUGCAUGUGCAAAAGAAGGGGGAGCUGUUCCUGCAAAUAUUUAGACCAGUUGCUUUAUGAGAUUCAGCGUCUGAAGAUGGAAAAUGAAACACUAUCCAAAGAAAGAAGAAUGUUGAGAAAUGAGCUUGCCGCAUUAGACAAGGAUUUUUUUGAUGAAAUAGAAGAUUUAAAAUAUGCUCUUAAAGAAGUCAUAAAAUUGAAUACUCAAUAUGAAAAGUGUAUGAAGGAACUAAGUUCAACUUAUGGAAUAACUUUUUCAUCCAUGUUGACAUCUGGUAAUCAUCGUGUAGCUUCAUACAAAUAAAAAAUUCGGACUGUUGGGAACUGUAAAAUUAACUUACUAUCAAGGCAACUUUCUAUGUUUUGCAAUAAAAUGACUUUUAAAAUCU